This is a messenger RNA of Hypomesus transpacificus, 6112 nucleotides long. RefSeq names its product zinc finger CCCH-type containing 11A (gene zc3h11a). The record is from RefSeq and is a predicted model, not a curated record. Bases 2168 to 4648 code for a protein of 826 amino acids. Gene Ontology annotation, molecular function: metal ion binding. The transcript is spliced from 19 exons. NCBI's taxonomy places the organism in Eukaryota, Metazoa, Chordata, Actinopteri, Osmeriformes, Osmeridae.
AUCUUUUGUGCGAGCAUAGCACAGUAACUAGCUACCAAACUACCCAAUAGCAAAUAAUUAGAUUGACGUGACGUGCCUUGACCUAGGAGGAUCAGUCGUGGCAAAUAUUCUCAUCGGUAAAGAAAAUGAAUACUGUUGUGAUGCGUUUCUUACCUAAGCCGACGCCAUUUUGAUCUCAGUUCGAGUGGGCAAGAGAACGCGGCGGUCGUGUUGUUCUUUCAAGAACCAAUGUUUUAACUAUUUGUAAAACGGUAACUGUAACGUACCGCUGAAGAUGAAAAUCUCAUGCGCCGAGUAAUUCUGGUAAAUUUGUCUUGAUUUGUUUCGUGCAAAUGCAUUUUGAUCUUGCUAAGCAGAUGUGUGUUGUCUAGCUAUUUGCCAUAAUUUCACUCCGUGGACAGUUUAUUAGGUUCCACCCCGUUUUAGAAAAACCCUGUGGUGCCAUGCAGAGACGCAAAAUGCAUUCGGUUACUGUUCGUCUGAUGAAUAGAAUGGGCAAAAUUAGAUAUUUAAACGACUCCGAGAUUACGGCUGGUACUAUACGUGCCGGUUACACAGUCCGUGAAACGGCAAUCCCAUUUGUUCAUGGACGACAGUGUCUGGUGUACCAAGAAAGGUGUGCAAAACUCAAAAUAUAGUAACAGUCAUGGGGUCGCAAACAUCUCUGAUGAUAAAAGUUGGAGAAGUGCGAGGAUGAUGCGAACAAAUAACAGCACAGUAUGACAAUGGUGUGCAGAACGGCAUUUUGGGACGUCAACCUAGUAGAGCAUCUUUGUGGAGAGAUGGAACGGGCUACGUGGAUUUUCCAGUAUGUAGUAGUCCAUGAAUACCUGUCUCUUAACCUAAUAAACUGGCCACUGAUGGUAUAGCUAACAAGAUUGGAACACUUGACUUGGCUCAUUGGUAGUAGUUUAUGGUUAAACCCCAAUGUCUAGCUUAUCACUUAAAGAUAGUUACUCAGCAUCCGUUUCAAGAUGCAAGGUCAACAUGUAUUUGAAAAUUGAGAGUGAGUAACUGUUUGGGUCAGAUGCUAUCCUUUGACCUCAAAGCUUUGCAAUGGCGAAAGUCCUCCUAAAUGUGAAGCUGCAACAUGGCUCAUUGACUCACAUUGAUGUGAAAUGUUAUUGAUGACAGCUGCUGUGUGUUUGUGUGCCAGUGUCUGCCCUUUAAUGACCAUUGUUUUCAGCUGCCUGGGGAGUCUUCUUGUCUUUUCAAGGUUUAGCAGCGGCUCCUCUUUUCGGUGGACCUCUGGAAGUGGAUAGGAAAGAAUGUAGAUCCCGAGAAGAUUCCCCCCCCCCCCCAAAAAAAAAGCAGCAUUUUCCCUCUCCCCACCUUGUCUGCCCUCCACCUUAGCCCACCAAGUAUUGGAAGACCUUGGAAGAAUUUUUUUUUUUUUUGGAUCCACAAUUAUUUUCCUUAAUUGCCCCCCUCCCAUUUUACUUGCCAAAUCUUGCCAGUCCAUCCCUCCCAAGUAAUUUUCUUGGAUGAAAACCCAGAGAGGAGAUGCAGCUUUUUUCUUUUUCAUCUCGCUUUUUAAUCACCUUAGUUUCUCUAUCCAGUUAUUCCUUUCUAUAAAAAAACAAAACAAAAAAACCCCAUGGACACUCUGUUAAGCUUUAUCAGUCUGGCAUCCAGGCCAGGUGUUCUCUGGAGGUCCUAGGACGACUGUCUCUGGCACACCUUUACCCUCUUAUCUCACGGACCAAGUGUUCCUUCAGGACCUCUAUUGCCACGGAGACGCCCAGUCAGAAGUGCUCAGAGAGGAGGAGAGAUCAUCUCAACCACACCAGAGGAAGUGCUGUUAAGAACUGUCAGAGGGCCAGGGCUCUAAUGACAUGUCUGUCCCUGGACCAGACCCCAUGGCCUCAGAGAGGGAGGAAAUACUGUGUACUAAGCAGGGAGAUUCCUGCGGAUCCUGAAUAGACCCACCCUGCCGCCAUCCCACUAAACAGGGCCGUGACACCAUCAUCCACACCCUAAGAAAAACACCAGCUGUGACGCCAGCAUCCACCCCCUGAAAAAAACACAAGCCGUGAAGCCAUCAUCCACUGCCUGAAAAAAACACCAGCUGUGACGCCAUCAUCCACCCCCUGAAAACACCAGCUGUGACGCCAUCAACCGCCCCUGAAAACCCUUAAAGAAGUUUACCAGUCCUAAAGGUUUGAUCAUGACGAACAAUGGAGACGACUGCUACUUCUUCUACUACUCCACCUGCACCAAGGGAGACAGCUGUCCGUUCAGACACUGCCAGGCAGCCAUGGGCAGUGAGACGGUCUGCAGCCUCUGGCAGGAGGGACGCUGCUUUCGUAUGGUCUGCAAGUUCCGCCACAUGGAGAUCAAGAAAAAUCGCAGAGAGAUUGCCUGCUACUGGGAAAACCAGCCGGCCGGCUGUCAGAAGUCGCACUGUGCGUUCCACCAUGAGAAACCCCGCUUCAUUGAUGGACACUUUGUCCCCGCAGAUAAAGGCUCUGCCUCUAAAGAAGUGGAACAGCCCCAAGAAGAGCCUGCCCCCCCACCUCCUCCCGCCCCUCUCCCCAGCGCAGCCAAUCCCCAACUCCGAGGGGUCAUCAAGGCGGAGACUCAGGAGAGUGUUCCCAGCCCCACCCACCCGCCUGUGGUCAUCAACCCAGCAGAUGACGAUGAGGACGAGGAUGAUCAGUGCUCCGAGGACGAGACUUCUCCCAGGAAGCUGGCCAAAGUCUCCAGCUCAGAUGACUCUAUGAACUUUGGCAUCCGGACCCUGGAGGAGAUCCGCCUGAGGAGGGCCCUAAAGGCCAGCAUGAAGAGAUACGGUACCCCACUAGAGAAGGCCCCCCUGUCUUGCCAGGUGACCAACGGAGGCGGUAAAGAGGAGAGCAUGAGCUUGUAUGGGGGCCCCGCCCUCUUCUCUGCCAUCAGCGACGUCGCCGCCUGCAGAGAAGUAACUGGAAGACGUAACGUUGCCGACAGACUGGGGAAAAGAAUCCACAGAAGAGAUGUUCCUGCAGAUGACUGUGACCUGCCACUGAAACGCUGCCUGGCAGCACGCCUGGGCGGGGUGGUGGGUGAGGACGAGGGCAAUCCUUCUAAAGACUGCCUCACAGCAGAGCCUCGUGGUGAGCCUGAAAAGGCUCCCCCAGAGAUCCACAUCAAGACACUGGAGGAGAUCAGACUUGCUAAGGCAGCCAAAUCCCCAAAUCUGAAAACUGAACCUCCCAUCACCACCACAGCCACUAAAACCUCUCCUAAAGUUUCCAAGAGGUCUAUUAUGGUCAAAACGGCCUCCAUUGUCCAGGUCAAGACCUUCUCUGAGGUCCUUCACGCCAAGAAGAAGCUGCAGAAGGAACGUCUCCAGAAGACCAAGUCACAGUCCUCUUCUGGAGCUCCCAGUGGCUCCCCCAGCAAGGGCCUCGCGGAGGAAGCUGUGCCCGGCCGCGGGCCCCCUCCCAGAGCGGGGGUGAGGGUGAAGACCCUGGAGGAGAUCCGCUGUGAGAAAGCAGCCAGGAUGCAGGCCAAGUGCCAGGGGGAGGAUGAGGGGGAGGCUGGGGGCAAGGCGGGCAGGAAACCCCAGUUACCACGCAUCAGAAAGCCUUCUUCCCCUGAGGGCAGCAGUGACUCUCAGAAGAGCUGUGGGCUGGCUGAGAGGCCAGGAGAACCUACCAUCACCACAGAGGUCAAGGUCUGUGGUGCGUCUGGGAACGGCGUGAAGGUGAAGACCUUCCAGGAGAUCAUGCGUGAGAAGCAGCUCCGUAGGCAGGAGGACCUGGCAGCCUCCAACAACCCUUCAGACAGCUCGGUGGAGGCAGAGACCGCUCGGUCUGAGCCCCCGGCCAUCCAGAGGAAGGUCAGAGUGCUGGCAAGCCCCUCCGGCUCCUCCUCUCCGCGCCUCGUUCCGGAGCUGGCCCCCACUAUCCCUAAUGCUGUGCCUGUUGGCCAGCGCGUCCUCCUCAGCCCAAAGGUGACUCCUCCCACCGUCACCACUGCGACCUCCCCCCAGUGGGGGCCCCCCCCUAAGCUGGCGGAGUCCUCCAGCCCCGCUCCAGGGAGGAGGGGCUUCCCAGUGCCCUCCCAGGAGGCCAGAGGAGUGGCCCCGCCUGCACUGGACAGCACUCUGCUGAACCAAGAUGGUGCCCAGCACGAGUCCCCAGCACCAGCCACCGGGGCCAAAGUGCGGCCCAAACUGAACGUGAAGCCGUCGGUAGUGAAGCCAGCAGCCGAGGUGAAACCGGGUCAGAAGCGCAAGGCAGCCGAGUCUGCUGUGGCAGCGGUCAAGCCCCUGAACAGCGCCUCCAGAGCACACGACAACAUGCCCAGCAAACGGACAGCGGUGUCCCUUCAGGUGUCCACACCCUCCUCCCCCCAGAUGCCCGCACCACCAGCGCUGGGGCCGAGCCCAGGCUUCAGCCCCCUGGAGGAGGAGCUCCAGGCUUCCCACACGCUCAACACCGUCCUCCCCAGCAACACAGCUGCCUGCAGUGUCCCUCAGAGUCCUGUGACCAAAGUGGCGGGCGAGGGUCGCUCCCGACGCCUCAGCCUGGCCACCUCCUCUGGGCUGGACACAUUUGAGGAUCUGAUGAACGAGUUCACCGACAACCUGGAGGACGAACAGGACCGUGGCAAGGCCGGGGAUGACCUGCUCCGGGAGCUGUCUGAGAUGAUAGACAACUAAAGGACAGCUACAGGACAAGCCUGCUUCAGUAUGUGUCUCAGAUGAUAGACAACUAGAGGACAGGAGCUGUCUGAUAUAUUAACAACUAAAAGACAGCUAGAGGGCAGGCCUGUUGCAGAAGCUGCCUGAUAUGAAGACAACUAAAGGACACGCACCGCUACUCUCAACCUUAAUCAUCUGAAUAUUAAAUUGGACUCUCAUUUAAAAACCCAUUGUUGAACAUAAUGAGUUUCAGCUGUCAGAACUCAUCUACUGCCAUAGCCUUCCCAGCACCUUGUAGUCAUGGGUAUUAAUUAACAUAAUUUGCAUAUUACCAGACUUACACCCACAUGGACCCAUUCCACUUCAAUUAAGGUUUGUAGUAUUUCAUACUUUAGACAAUUUAUCUUUGUUUUUAUUCUGUCUUUACAUUUUAGUUGUUUCACUCGUUUGUUUUCUCAGGAACAGUCUUAAAUGCAUUUACAUUUUUCUGUACUUCUAAUUGGUCUAAAUUAUACUAGUGAUGUACUCGUCCCUUAAGAAUUGUUUUGGUUCUUUCUGUGUUUUUCUGGUGUUCUUAUAGAGAACCAAACAAAGAAGAGAACCUGUCUAGUAAGCAUUCUCAGGCAACUGGUGACCUUAUUAUUGGGCAUAUUUGGUCCUAAAACUGAUGUUGAAUCAUGUACCUUUGUUGCAGAAAGACUCAAACAUGUAUACUGUGUAUGCUCGAGUGAAUUUGCUUUUUAAAGGGACCCAUAGCAAGCGGCCGGACACACUGCAAUGCUGUCAAGUCUCAUCGAGGGAUCUGAAUUCUCAACAAUCAUGUACAGUUUUGUGUCUUUUUUGAGGUUUGAGCUAAAAUGGUGUUGAGAAUAUAGAAACAUUACUUAAACGAUUGGUUAAAGGGGUACCUGUCCGAAAGCAAGUAUUUUUAUGUAAAAAUUUGAAUUGCUUAUUUUAGAUUCUUCACUUUUGUGGAAUGGUCUACCUUUGUGAUACAUCCAUUUUUGAGCAUUAGCCCCACUUCCUAUAAAAACAAUAUUUAUUAGCUGCACAUUUAUCAUAAAUGUAUAUCUUGUGCCACACAUUUAGCACGCAAGUCAUGUAUUUGGUAUCUGCUUUUAACCUGAGUGGUAAAAUUGUUACCAACAUUUUGAAACAACUACUUGCUGUUCCCUCCCCCCCCAAAAGAAAAAAGAAAUAAGAGGGGGAAAGAAAAAACAAUCUGGUCUUUAAAUGUGAAACAAUCUCAGGGACUCUGUUUCUGUCUGUUAGGCCAUAUACAUCCCAUGAGCUAAAUCAAACUGAUGCUUUCUAUUGAGCUAUGCUAUAAUGUGUACUGUACCAUUAGCCAUUGAGGUUGACUGGUUUCAUCAUGAUGAGUCUGGAUGGAAGCUGUUCUGUACAUGCUUGCUGCACCUGGUCUGAUGACCUCAAGUAACUGUUAUGAAACUGUUUAUAAUAAAGUGAUUUUAUGACACCUUA